CCUUGACCUAGCACAUGCCAUCCAUGCACACACAGGUAGCUAUGCGAUGAGGAUGGAAGCCGCGCCAGCUCCAGCACCACACCUGACUGCAUCUCUCCCUCACCCACCCCAUGUAUGUAGUCAGUUCUCACCCCGUAGUAAGCUCUCUCUGCCUGACCGAUGCACUGCUCGACCACCGAGCGCAGGGCAGCCUCCCUGCACUGACCCCCAUCGUGUCGGUGAAGGAGAGAAAGAGUCAGACGAGCGGUUGCAGGUCGCACAGCAGCGACAAAUGCACACCGAGAGACAAGUUGGACAUCGUCUACCAUGUCACAUUGAAAGUGGAUAUUCAGCGAGGCGACGUGGGGACAUUGGGCGGCGUGCUGUGAGAUGGCGAGCAGCUGUGAGCAGCUGGCCGAUGCCUUCACACAGACUCUCUCUAGCUUGACUGUAGAGGGCAGAUGCGAGAGGCAAAAAGCUGCCCUGCCCGGGCGCAGUACGGACUCUACAUCGAGUGUCGUGAGCCUAUCUAAUGUGCCCAGCAACGCACCCACGCCGUUGGGCUCUUCAGGAGCGUCAUCAUGCGCCACCCACUGGCCGUCGCGGACAUGGAGGUUGGCGAUGUUGGGCAGGUGGCGAUUGCCACCGGUGUGGCUCUUCACGGCCAUCCACUGCGGCACACUCGAGAAGUCCCGAAACUUCUCCACUCCGGCCACCAUGAGCUUAGUGGCAGAGUUGAAGACCAUCAGGCUCGCCCACGAGCCGUGCAGAGGCUUUCCCCCACACAUCAAAGUGACCUGCAUCCAGCAGAAAAGCACUCAGGCAGACAGGGCACAGAAUGAGAUGAUCGUCUCUCUGUCGCCUCUACGUAUCAUGGUGAGCUUCUCACCUUAUGUGCUGUGCUGGAGAUGUCUUUGAUCAUCUUAGCCAUGGGGCCAGUGGGUGCAGGAGGGGAAGCGACGAGGUCCCUGGAGCAAUCCACAGUCACCUCACGCGCCCUCCACUCGACCGUGCACUUGACCGAAGCUGAAGACGGACACGAACACACACACACACACACACAAAACACCGCUGACUGUGCCCGCCAAAUGGGUGACUGCCUGGUUUGUGCUGCAGUGGAGCUACCUGCCCAGUCGAGGAAGGCACUUGGGCUCAAGGCGUUGUGGGACAACGGAUGGAGCACCUUACUCGCGAAGGGCACCAAGAUCUCUUGUCUGACCUUCAGGCCGAGCCUCUUCUCAACGCCUGUCCAGCAGCGAGUAAUACAGGCAAACAAGUAUGCGGUCUAUGGUCCCCUGCUCACCCACCUCUCAGCUGACUGACUGACCUUGCAUAUUGGGUCGUCUCCAGAUUGGGUCGAGAGCCCGCUUGAGCUUGCCCAGGUCCGUCAUGUCCGUCCAUCUCCGGCGCAGCUCCAGCCAUCGGAUGUCUGUCAGGUCGGGGCAUCUCUCCGGCAGGGAAGCAAAAUCGUUGUCGAUACGCAGGCGAUCGGUCGCUGCAAACAUACACACAUGUGAUAGGUGGCUUCAUGUAGGACGUCAUUGCUCACACAGGGAUUUGAGCUUGGGAGCACGCUCCAGCAUUCUCUCGAUGUCUCGAGUGUUAUUCCCCUGCCGAUGUGCCUGCUGACGGGUAUGAGGCGGGAGUGGACGAGGCCUCAAGGGUGGCAUCUCUCUGUUUUUGCUGUGUUCUCAGUUGUCGUUGAUGGCUUCGCUGAGACAGAGGCCGCUGACUGAGUGACCAGGUGCGCCAGCAGUCGGCACAAUCAGUCACCAGGCCAAAGGGCAGCCGCACGCAGCAAGCAAGUGUGGCUGAGCCAUCGCAUCUCAUCAAAAUGCAUGUCAGCCGACUCGUGAGUACACAAGAUCUGAUCGGCACACACCACCACACACACAACAAGAGCUCAUGUGUCCGCUGCCGUGCCCGUCCCGUGCUCCAUCGUGCACCAGGCAUCUCGGUGGCUGGCUACCACCACCUUGUCCUUUCCCGCAUAAUGUCCAGCAGCCUUUUCUUCAGAGUGCUGUUUUCAGCCUUGAGUCCUGACACCUUCAGGAUCAGCUCGUCGUUGAGCUUCCUCGCCUGACUCAGAUCGGCUCGAAGCAGCUGCUCCUCACGCCGACGGCCCUGCAGUGCGUCAUCGCAUCAGCAACCGCCACCAGACGGACAGGCAGACAGUUGCUGCCGGCCCAUCGUGUUGCCUGUCUGCCUGUCUGUCUGCCUGUCUGUCUAGCUGUCUGUGUGUGGUUGUGUGUGUGGCUACCGAUUCGACCCAGAGGGUAGUUGAGUGUGAAGGCUGCGCAUAAGCUGCAGAUGCCAAUCACCUGCACGGACCUCUUCGAGACCACCUCCAGCGGCGUCAAGCUCUUGGAAGCGGCCGAGCCCAUCGGCAUGACGAUGAAAUAAUGACCAAACCCACAGAUCUCUCAUGGCAUUGCAGCCGAUGGGCCCAUUGGGCCUUCCACCGCCCUGUGCUUUGUAAGGAGCUCC
Messenger RNA from Vitrella brassicaformis, 2466 nucleotides. Lineage: Eukaryota; Vitrellaceae. The record is from the annotation of a GenBank genome assembly.